AUGGAAAGGUAUAAAAUUUUAAAGACUGUUGGAGACGGCACUUUUGGGACAGUCUACAAAGCAGUCAACAAGUCAAACGGCGAAAUUGUUGCCAUCAAAAAGAUGAAAAAGAAAUUUUACAAUUGAGAUGAAUGUCUAGCCCUUCGAGAGAUAAAAUCAUUGCGAAAACUGUCCCAUCCAAAUAUAAUUAAGAUGAAAGAAGUGAUUCGUGUGAACGACGAACUGCAUUUAGUAUUUGAUUAUCUUGACCAAAACGUGUAUGAGCUUAUUAAAGGGAAAACUGAUUACUUGCCUGAAGCUCAAAUCAGGUCUAUCCUAUAUCAAACGUUUCUUGGGCUUGCUUAUAUGCAUAAACAAGGAUUUUUCCACCGAGACUUAAAGCCAGAAAACCUAAUGGUCCAUCAAGAGAUUUGCAAAAUCGCUGACUUCGGCCUUGCCAGAGAAAUUCGUAGCAAGCCGCCAUAUACAGAUUAUGUAAGCACAAGGUGGUACAGAGCGCCAGAAAUUUUACUAACUCCUACCCCCCUCCGUGAGUGAACAAAACCAUUAGAAAAUCGCUAUUUUUUGCCCAAAAAUCCACCCUCCGCGAGUAAACAAAAAUUUUUUUAAUGAAAAAUUUUUGAUAUAUAAAUGAAAAUUAUUAUAAUGAAAUCUAGAGCUAAUUCUGUUUAAUUUUAAACGAAUUGCUUUUUAAAACAUAAAUUUUAUAAAUUAAAUUAAUAUUUGCUUUCCAAUUUUUGCGAAUUAGGAUUUUUUUAAAUUUCGAAAAAAAAAAAAAUUUUUUUAUAAAAUUUAUAUAUAAAAUUUUUAAAAAAAAAAAAUUAACCCCCCUCAGUGAACAAAAUUUUUUUGUUCACUCACGGGGGGGGGGGGAGUAAGGAGCACCAAUUACAACUCUCCUGCUGAUAUUUUUGCUAUGGGCUGCAUAAUGGCUGAGCUUUAUAAUUUACGACCACUUGCCCCAGGGACUAAUGAGAAUGACCAGAUGUUUAAAUUUUGUACAGUCCUUGGGACUCCUUCACCUUCAGAAUGGUCUGAAGGGUACAGACUGGCAUCAAGCACUGGCUACCAUUUUCCACAAGCAAGUGCAGUCCCAAUGAGAACUCUAGUUCCAGGAGCAUGCAGCGAAGGAUUAUCGCUAUUAGAACAGCUUUUAUCAUGGAACCCACAAAGCAGGCCAACAGCUUCAGAAUGUCUCCAGCACCCUUAUUUUGUGAAUUAUCAGCCAAUUUUGCCAAAUCAGCCGCUCCCUCAACUAGAAGACCCAAGUUCUAGAGGAAAUAUUGAGAGCAGAGGAAAAGGGCUCCCAUCAGCGUUUAGGAGGACAAACUCAAAAUGGUCACAAGGAAGCUCAAGAAUCGGAGGAGGCAGUUCAAAAGGCAAAUGAAAUAUCAAAGCGAAUAUUCCUGUUACAGAUAAAAAAGAUUUUGUCCUACCAAAGCUCCCAGAAGUUGCAGAAUUGUCGAGUUUUGGGAUUGCUAAAAGAAACCCGCCUAAUAAAUAUUUGCCAGACAAUAAUAAUGUUCAAGGGAGCUCAGGCCAGCAGCGCGAAGACUUAUACUUGCCACCAGUAGUAAACCCAGGGCCUGGAAAAAUGCUACCAUCUCUAUAUGAUAGCCAGCCUCCAAAAGAUUAUAGCAUAUAUAAUCCUCCAGCCCCUACUUUUGGGCAAGAAAGACAGCCACUAAGAGAUGUUGGAUUAGAAAGAAACCCAUCCCAAGCCCAUGGGCACAAGCCGCGUGAUUUUUCAAUGGAUCGACAAGACUAUGAUAUUUAUGGAGAAAAAGGAAAAAAUAAUUAUGGAUAUGAACGACAGACACCUGGAGAAAGAUUCCCAUCUGGAAAUGGAGGACUCGGAAGAGGAAUGCUAGACAAACUGCCGAAAUUCAAUGCUCCGUCAUUUCCUUAUAUGAACCAGCCUAAGAAGCUGCAGCCUGUAGGAGGUCUUUCUUCAAUUGGGAGCAACAUAAUGGGAUCAAAAAUGCAAAUGCAGCCAAGAGGCAUGCAGAAAGCUUCAAUGCUUCCUGCUAUUGGAAGGCAUCGAUUUUAG
This is a messenger RNA of Blepharisma stoltei, 2050 nucleotides long. The record is from the annotation of a GenBank genome assembly. NCBI's taxonomy places the organism in Eukaryota, Ciliophora, Heterotrichea, Heterotrichida, Blepharismidae.